Molecule: messenger RNA, 1194 nt
Organism: Rotaria sp. Silwood2
Lineage: Eukaryota; Metazoa; Rotifera; Eurotatoria; Philodinida; Philodinidae
Source: the annotation of a GenBank genome assembly
AUGUAUCAUCUCGAAAAUAUCGUCAAAAAUAAUAUCAAUAAAAUUGAUCAUGCAUUAGUUAUGUCUGAUUUAGAUCCUUCCGAUCGUCAAAACUACAGGUCAUGUGAAAAGAUCAGCAGUGAUGAAGUUUUAUCAAUUUUAGAAUCAGAUGAUGAUAGUUAUGCUACAUUUCUUUAUAUCAAAUUACUUCGCUACAUAAUUGAUGCAUUCAUAAACAAAGCUACUCCAAUUAAAGAUCGUAUCUAUUUUUCUUGGACUAUAGUCUUCGUCUGCCGCCUUUGGAAAGCAUGGUUGAACGCAGAAUUUAAAUCAGCAACUCAAAAAUGUAGAGACGAAUAUUUCAUUACAGCACCUGCCUAUUACUCAGUAGAAAUCAACGCACACACACUUCUCUACUUAAUAUUGCUAGUUGAUCAAGGCAGUUUACAAUCAGAAUCAUUACAAAUUCCAUUGUUUAGUAGCCAAUUAUGUGAAAGUAUUUUUAGAAGUACUAGAUCCUUAACUGGAACACAGUCAACUAUGGUCAAUUUUACUGUGAUGGAUUUCUUGCAUCGAGCAGAAAAAUUGACAGCAUUACAGAAUAUCAAAUCUCUCCAACAUCAAAAUCAACAAUAUCAACUACAAUUUCCUAAACAUCGCAAACAUCAAAAGAACGAGCAACUGACUGUAAUACCUAAUCAGAGUCUGAAUGUAAAUGAAAUCGAAACAAUAGUCUUUCAAGCUUUUGAACAUGCACAAGAACUUGUAUCUAAAUUGAAUAUAAAUAUUUUAUUAGAACAAUGUAAUCUAUUUGAAUUAGAAGCUUUAAGUGUCAAAACGUACGACAAAUUUAAGAAUUCAAAUCGACUUAUUGAUUUAGCAACAUCGAACUCGUUUCCUGACUCGGAUUUAGAUGAUGAUGAAAAUGAUGAUUAUGAUUAUAUUAACAGUAGUGAGCAAAACCACGAUGGAGACCUUUUGACUGAUAACUACAAUAACACAUCGAAUAACACGUUACAAUCAAAUAGAACUGAUUUUUCUGGUAUGAGAGUUUUUGAAUCAGUUAAUGAAGCACACAGAAAAUCAUAUUUCGAAGUUGAAAUUAGUGGCGAAAAAAAAUUUUUACAUAAACAAACAGCAUGCUGGUUAUUGACAGAAAGAAACAGUCGUCUAUCAAAUGAUCGUCUGUCCCGCGUAAAACAGACGAACAAAUAA